GCGCCGCGCGCAUGCGCAGAAGCGGGAGCCGUGAGGGGACCGGGAGCGGACCGGGAGGGGACCGGGAGCGGCACCGGGAGCGGGGCUGAGGGACACCCGCGGGCCACGCCGACACCCCGCGGCCUGAGAGCGGCCCCGCAGGCUUUAGGGAGCCCCCCGAGCGCGGCGGCACCAUGAACGCGGCGCAGGGCACGGUGGGCAGCGACCCGGUCAUCCUGGCCACGGCCGGCUACGACCACACGGUGCGGUUCUGGCAGGCGCACAGCGGCAUCUGCACCCGCACGGUGCAGCACCAGGACUCCCAGGUGAACGCGCUGGAGAUCACGCCGGACCGGAGCAUGAUCGCGGCCGCAGGGUACCAGCACAUCCGCAUGUACGACCUCAACUCCAACAACCCCAACCCCGUCAUCAACUACGACGGCGUGAGCAAGAACAUCACCUCGGUGGGGUUCCACGAGGACGGCCGCUGGAUGUACACGGGCGGGGAGGACUGCAUGGCCCGCAUCUGGGACCUCCGGUCCCGGAACCUCCAGUGCCAGCGCAUUUUCCAGGUGAACGCUCCCAUCAACUGUGUCUGCCUGCACCCCAACCAGGCAGAGCUGAUCGUGGGCGACCAGAGCGGGGCCAUCCACAUCUGGGACCUGAAGACUGACCACAACGAGCAGCUCAUCCCCGAGCCCGAGGUGUCGGUGAACUCGGUGCACAUCGACCCCGAUGCCAGUUACAUGGCGGCCGUGAACAGCUCGGGUCACUGCUACGUGUGGAACCUGACGGGCGGCAUCGGCGAGGAGGUGACGCAGCUGAUCCCCAAGACCAAGAUCCCGGCGCACAACCGCUACGCCCUGCAGUGCAAGUUCAGCCCCGACUCCACGCUCUUGGCCACCUGUUCUGCAGAUCAGACGUGCAAGAUCUGGAGGACUUCAAACUUCUCUCUGAUGACAGAGCUGAGCAUUAAGAGCAACAACCCUGGGGAGACAUCCCGGGGCUGGAUGUGGGACUGCGCCUUCUCCGGGGACUCCCAGUACAUCGUCACAGCCUCCUCUGAUAACCUGGCCAGACUGUGGUGUGUGGAGACAGGAGAGAUCAAGAGGGAAUACAGUGGUCACCAGAAAGCCGUGGUGUGCCUGGCCUUCAAUGACAGCGUCUUGGGGUAACGGCCACCUGUGGCAAGGACAGGACCUCUGCUUGUUUCCCCUUGCCUUGCCAGACCCUCUCCAGAGCCUGGGACACGCUCUGUACCCAUCCCCUCCUGCACGGAGAGGGCUGGGGCUCUGACAGGGCAGCUGCAGCUGCCUGGGGUGAGACCAGGCUGCAGCUCCAGGCAGCACAUUGCUGAAACGUGUGUGGCCCUGAGGGAGGGAGUGGGACAGGGAGGCAUGGUCCCACUGCAGGGACACGGGUACAGUUCAGCUGCAUUGGGGCAUUGGCUGCUGACAGCUCUGGAUGUUCCUGUACCCCAGAGUGGGGGAAAAAUAAAAAUCAGCCUUUGCCAGUGAUGGGAGAGGCUGACCAAAGAGGA
Taeniopygia guttata (zebra finch) is the source of this 1519-nucleotide messenger RNA. RefSeq names its product MTOR associated protein, LST8 homolog (gene MLST8). Gene Ontology annotation, cellular component: TORC1 complex; TORC2 complex. The record is from RefSeq and is a predicted model, not a curated record. Gene Ontology annotation, biological process: regulation of actin cytoskeleton organization; TOR signaling. Gene Ontology annotation, molecular function: protein binding. Lineage: Eukaryota; Metazoa; Chordata; Aves; Passeriformes; Estrildidae.